Aureobasidium namibiae CBS 147.97 is the source of this 1824-nucleotide messenger RNA. Its product is annotated as MFS multidrug transporter. Gene Ontology annotation, biological process: transmembrane transport. The coding region runs from base 1 to 1824 and encodes 607 amino acids. The transcript has 2 exons. Gene Ontology annotation, molecular function: transmembrane transporter activity. The record is from RefSeq and is a predicted model, not a curated record. Lineage: Eukaryota; Fungi; Ascomycota; Dothideomycetes; Dothideales; Saccotheciaceae.
AUGGAGAGGUCUAAGGAUGUCGAGGCUGGCAAGGGACCUUCUUCAAUUCCCCACUGGCGCUUGGUAUGGGACCAAGGUCUUAUCACUGAUGAGGUCAUGAACUGGAACUACCCAGGCUCAGGAACUGAUGAGGACCCGUACGUGGUCAACUGGAUUACGAACGACCCCCGCAACCCUAUGCUCUUCUCCGAGCUCAAGAAAUGGGGCCUCACGAUGCUCGUCGCAAUUGCGACUCUAGCGGUAGCUUUUGUCUCGUCAGCUUACUCUGGUGGCAUCAGACAGAUUCUAGUCGAGUUCGGUGCUUCGAAGGAAGUGGGUAUCCUUGGUGUUUCUCUCUUCGUUCUCGGUUUUGCCAUUGGUCCCCUUCUCUGGGCGCCACUCUCCGAGAUCUUCGGUCGUCAAGUGCUCUUUGUCACCACCUAUGGCGGUCUGACUGCUUUCAACGCUGGAGCUGCUGGUUCUAACUCUAUGGCUACUCUCAUUAUUCUUCGAUUCUUCGCUGGUGCUAUUGGAUCUUCUCCUCUCACUAACGCCGGAGGUGUGAUUGCCGACAUGUUCUCGGCCAACGAGAGAGGUCUGGCUAUGACCCUGUUUGCUGCUGCCCCUUUCAUGGGACCCGUUCUUGGACCUAUCGUUGGAGGCUUUGUCGGCGAGACUAUUGGUUGGCGAUGGGUCGAGGGUGUUAUGGCCAUCUUUACUGGUGUGCUCUGGAUCGUCGGCUCGCUUCUCAUCCCGGAGACCUACCCUCCCGUGCUCCUUCGCAAGCGUGCUGCAAAGAUGUCCAAGAUGACUGGCAAGGUCUACCGCAGCAAGGGCGACGUUGAUCAAGGUCCCACAACUUUUGGCAAGGUUUUCAAGACCUCUCUUCUGCGUCCCUGGAUCCUGCUUUUCCGCGAGCCCAUCGUGUUGCUUCUGUCGAUCUACAUGGCUAUCAUUUACGGAACUCUUUACAUGCUUUUCGCAGCAUUCCCCAUUGUCUACCAGCAAGGCAGAGGUUGGAGCCAAGGAAUUGGCGGUCUGGCCUUCUUGGGAGUCGCUGUAGGCAUGCUUAUGGCCGUGGGAUAUUCGAUCUGGGACAACAAGCGUUACGUCAAGAUCUCUGGAGAACAUGGAGGCUUUGCUCCCCCUGAGGCUCGCCUGCCUCCCUGUAUCUUGGGCGGCAUCUGCUUGCCCAUUGGACUCUUCUGGUUCGCUUGGACCAAUUCGCCCUCGAUUCACUGGAUAGCUUCGAUUGCUGCUGGCGUACCAUUUGGCUUCGGCAUGGUAUUGGUCUUCCUUGCUAUCAUGAACUUCUUGAUUGACUCGUACACUAUCUUUGCUGCAUCUGUACUUGCAGCAAACUCUGUCCUACGUUCGCUCUUCGGUGCGGCUUUCCCUCUCUUCACCGGACAGAUGUAUGACAAUCUUGGCAUUCACUGGGCUUCCACCAUCCCUGCUUUCCUCGCCCUGGUCUGUGUUCCUAUGCCAUUCCUUUUCUACAAAUUUGGACCUCAGAUUCGCGAACGUUGCAAGUACGCAAAGCAGUCCAUGGACUUCAUGCGUAACAUGCAGAAACAGAUGGCAGGAGGCGAGAGCAAAGAGGACGAGGAGAAGGAAGAACAAGAAGCCUUUGACUAUUCGUAUGAGGAUGAAUCGCAUGGUGACGGCGAGACUCCCAAGUUCGAGGAGAUCAAGACCGGAAACGACAGUCAGGGACUUGGUGGUGCCAGACUAUCUCGCACCUCCACAUAUGAGCACUCACCUUACGACAUCGACCGCGUCAACACACGGGAGUCAUUCACCAAGCCCAGGUCUCGAGCUUCGAGCCUCCGUCGCGGUGCUUGA